AUGAGUGGGACACAAAACAGUACAAACUCGAAGACUUUACCUGCUUUGCAUGGUGUUAAAAUCAAGACUAAAAAGAGUGUGCAAAAAGCACAAGCCAAGUACGAACCAACUGUAUUCAGAGAUAAUAUUUUAAAGGCUUUAUCUGCUGCCAAACCUGGCGACUUUGAAGACAUCGCUCAACAGUUAGACCGUGCUGGAAACGACCUUGAAUAUCAUAAAUACGGCGAAACUUUAUUUGAAAUUCUCUUGACCGGUGGUAUAUUAGCGCCUGGAGGAAUCAUCAGUCAGGAUGGAGCCCCACGCAGUCCAUUUUCAAUCUUCGCUGCAGAAGAUAAUACCGAGACUAUCAAGAAGCACGUCGAAGUUUUCGAUAAACUUAUCCGUCGUUAUAGAUACUUGCAGCACAUCUUUGAAGAUACCUUGAGGAACUUGCUUCAAUAUAUUAACAAAUGGAGCACUGAAGAAAUUAACAAGUUAGCCACUGCAAUAGGCUUGCUUACAUCAGGGGGAUUGGCCAAUGUCAAUGUUUUGACUAUUCUGUUCAAAGAACAUUUAGUCAAAGAAGGCCUUUCUCUACAAUUUGUCACGUCUGUCUUCAAGGCUUAUCUGAAUGAGCAGAGUAUUGAUCAUCUAGGGUCAUCACUGGAAAGAGCCGGUAUCCAUAAGAAACUUAUGGAAUUCUUCCCACCAAACAAGCCGCUCAUUGGGGCGGUCGACUGGAGUUCAAGGCCUGAGCAGAUUGAGAGUCAGGCUUUGCGACAAGUCAAGGACUGGUCAAAAGUUCUCGCUGCAUUCUGCACAAACCCGAAGACAGAGCUUGCACUUCUCCAAAAGGUUCAAGUUUAUUGUUACGAAGAUGCCAAGUUGAUGAAGCAUUUUCGUCAAAUUGUUCAGAUUUUGUACAAUAGUGAUGUUAUUUCUGAGAGUGCUAUCUUAUAUUGGGCAGAAAAAGGAGCCAAAAAUCAAGGAAAGACUGUCUUCUUGAAGCAGAUGGAGCCAUUUAUCCAUUGGCUGAAGACUGUUGAGAGCGAAUCUGAGGAAGAGUAA
Messenger RNA from Paraglomus occultum, 1047 nucleotides. The record is from the annotation of a GenBank genome assembly. NCBI's taxonomy places the organism in Eukaryota, Fungi, Glomeromycota, Glomeromycetes, Paraglomerales, Paraglomeraceae.